Messenger RNA from Monopterus albus (swamp eel), 3841 nucleotides. RefSeq names its product phosphatidylinositol transfer protein, alpha b (gene pitpnab). Bases 564 to 1376 code for a protein of 270 amino acids. Gene Ontology annotation, molecular function: phosphatidylinositol binding; phosphatidylinositol transfer activity; phosphatidylcholine intramembrane carrier activity. NCBI's taxonomy places the organism in Eukaryota, Metazoa, Chordata, Actinopteri, Synbranchiformes, Synbranchidae. The transcript is spliced from 12 exons. Gene Ontology annotation, biological process: phospholipid transport. Gene Ontology annotation, cellular component: cytoplasm. The record is from RefSeq and is a predicted model, not a curated record.
CACAGCAGCAGCGUUGUUAUUUUGUACCCUGCACAAUAUAGCCUGCUGUUUAUCCUGAUCUUUAGUUUAAUUUGUUCUGGUGCUGUUGUCUUCGCAGCCUGAUUUUGUGUUCCAGUGAGGUUCUUUUCUGGCUAAAUAAAGUUAGUAUGCCUAUUCAUUAUUAUUAUUAGUUGUAUUAAUCCACAGUUUAAAUGGCUAAGUUGUUCAUGUAGAUUUAUAUUUCUUUAUUAGGCUGUAAAAACGCGCUUUGCUGUAAAUGUAUACAACUGGAUGGCUCAGUACCACAACCACACAGCACCCCUGGUGUACCGUCGUUUUCUGUGAGUAGUCUGCUCUGCACAGGCCUCGUUGCUCUGUGCGCAACAGCAACGCCGCGCCGCGGCCCCGUUCAGGAAGUGAACCUGAAGGAGACAAGCGGCUGUGGAGGUAGAAUGACAUAGAGGGGGAGAGGUGGGAGAGAAGCAAGCAGCGAAAGAAGAGACUAGCGGAGGGAGGGAUCGACCCUGUAUCUGGACCUGUAUUGAGCUGCUCUCCUCUGGGAUAUAGCUACUGCACCGCCAAAAAUGCUCAUAAAGGAGUUUCGAGUGAUUCUUCCUAUCUCUGUAGAAGAGUACCAGGUCGGCCAGCUGUACUCGGUGGCUGAAGCCAGUAAGAAUGAGACGGGUGGAGGAGAAGGAGUAGAGGUGCUAAAGAAUGAGCCUUAUGAGAAAGAUGGAGAGAAGGGACAGUACACGCACAAAAUUUACCAUUUGCAGAGUAAAGUGCCGUCAUUCGUUAGAAUGUUGGCUCCGGCUUCAGCUCUCAACAUCCAUGAGAAAGCCUGGAACGCAUACCCAUACUGUCGCACAGUUAUUACUAAUGAGUAUAUGAAAGAUAACUUCCUGAUCAAGAUUGAGACAUGGCACAAACCUGACACGGGACACCUUGAAAAUGUACACGGUUUGGAUGCAGAAACCUGGAAAAAGGUGGAUGUAGUUUAUAUUGAUAUUGCAGACAGAAGUCAAGUGGAGCUGAAGGACUACAAGCCGGAGGAGGAUCCUUGCAGGUUUAAGUCAGUGAAGACAGGACGAGGACCUCUAGGACCAGACUGGAAGAAGGAACUUCCUAAGAAGACUGACUGCCCACACAUGUGUGCCUACAAACUGGUCACUGUCAAAUUCAAGUGGUGGGGCCUGCAAAAUAAAGUGGAGAACUUCAUUCAGAAGCAAGAAAAGCGUUUGUUCACCAAUUUUCACCGUCAGCUGUUCUGCUGGAUUGACAAGUGGAUUGACUUGAACAUGGAAGACAUUCGUCGCAUGGAGGAAGAGACACGCAAGGAGCUGGAUGAGAUGAGAGUGAAGGACCCAGUGAAAGGGAUGGUGGCUCUAGAGGACUGAGGUUGUGUCAGAUUGUGAAUGCUGCUGCUCAUCAGACCAGAAUAUCCAGACACCAGCAGAUUCACAUCCUCCUCCUGUUGCAACUGACACAACACCUGACUGGCCGGUCCAACCUUCCCCUGGUACAAUCUGGUUUUCAGGGACCUUGACCUAGUAAACCUGCAGUUUUCAGCCGAUCUCCACCACCUCCCUUCAGUCCCCUCAUCUCAAUUUGUUUUACCAUCCAGUGUCCCCAUCUUAACUCUGAGGCCUCCAGUAGCAACGCUAUAGAUCUUGGCGGUCAGUCCUCUUUCUCUCUCUGUCUCUGUUUUAAACUACAGAAAAGCAUCAUUUAUUUCUGCAAUUUAGGACUUAUUUCUAUUUAAAGCAUCCCAGUGGUGUGUGUGUAUAUACAGUAUAUUGAAGAGCUGAAUAAUUGUAUUGAAAUAUUAUAUAUAUAUUUAAAAACAGGGUUUUUAAAAAUUAUUUUAUCUAAGUUUCUGUGGAUUUUUUUUCCAGACCCGGCUGUAUGUGCGGCUGCGUUUUAAUCCUAACUUUUUGAUUUUUCUUUCCAUAGCACUUUCUCCAUUCAUGUCACUUUAUGCCAUCCCUUGUUCAAAUCAAUUUGCAAGUCUACAAAGCACAGCUGCAAGGUCAGGAUUGUGCUGAGUGUUGUCUCCGCUGUACUCACGACCUAGCAGACUGGAUUGUUUUCCAGUAUCUCCCUUAAUAUUUUGAGGCAAUUAUGGAAUUCUCUGCUGCUUUGUGAGUGUGUGUGUGCAUAUAUAUGUGUUUUGUAGCAUCUGUAGGUCAUCAAGGUUUUCAGCCAUAUUUUUUUCACCAGACCAUUUCUAGCUCUUAAGUUUCAUCAGGGUGUUUAACAAAGUGCAGUAAUGGAAGUUCACUUCUGAAUAGAAAUAUACAGAGAGGGAUUCUACAAAGAAAACGUAUAUCACUCUACAAUGUAAAAUGCAUAGUAGACAACUAGAACAGCCAUACGUGUGUGCAAGACCCUUUUUCUUUUGUCUGAUAUGGUGGAAACGUUAGAAGCCCUCAUGGAUACACAACCCCUCCUGCUUGCUGUAGGCACCUAAAUUGUUCUUUGAAAGUAAAACUGCUACUGCUAUCCAUUCUCUAUUAAUUCUUGCCCCGUCACUCAUUUUGUCACCUCCAGUGGAUAAAUGGUCUUAUCCAGCGAUAGCAAUAACUACCAUGACAUGUUGGUCUCUUCUUUAUCACCACUAAUCUAUUGUACAAUUUGCUCCUAUUGUGAGAAGUUUUAGUAGGGGAGAGUGCAAGAUGAAAGUCAAGAAUAGUUUAUUAAAUGCUGCUUUUAUUGUCAGUCUUUGAAUGAGGCAGGUGUUCUCCUGCUGUGAUCUGAAGUCUUAAAUUUGUAAUAGUGUGUUUUUUGUGUAUUUGCUUGAGUGAUGUACAGUAGUGUGUUGCUGAAGAGAACUGAUGCUGGUUGGGCAAAAAAGGGAGGAAGUAAUGGCUCUAGAGCAGUGAAAACAGCAAGCACUGUCCUUCAUCCUCUGUGUGUUUAGCCUCCUCCAUCCUCAGUUGCCUUUACUCUUUUCAGUCCUAUGUUUAUUCACGUCCUCCACAUUUUAACAGCGUGGAAGCUUUAAAGAGCAAGCAACAGAUAAAGUCAAGUCUAUUGCCGUAAUGUUGACUAAAUCAUACAUUUUGAUUAUGAAAAAGUGUCACCUUCCAAACUAGUAGGUAAUUACACUAAGUGCAAGCACAGGGGUCUUAUUUGAGGUCCAUAUCUAGAGUUUUUCCUCACCUUAAAAGCAGACAUUUUGCAUUAAUUAACAAUAUGAAUACAAAUUAAUUUCAAAAAGUAUUACUUUGCCUCUUGAAUUGGCACAUUGUGUCACUGUAUUUUGAUCAGUCAUUGGCAUAAUAAUUAGUCUUUUGACUAAAAGUGAAAUGUAGAAUUUGACCUCAUACACAUAUUUGAGUGCUGUAGAUUACUGUGACUAUUAUACUAUACAGUAAUGUGGUACAGAAGCAAAUCAUAUUUUGCUGGCUGUAAACAUACUAAGACAUGAAAAUGCUAUUACUGCUGUGCAUUAUAAUAGCUUAGACUUGCUUUUAUGCCAUUUUGACAGUCUACUUUUCCAUCUUGUGACACUUUUUCCAUGGCUUUUAUCUGUAAAUAUAGGUUUAUAAACCAGCUAUUAUGAGCUUUUUUCUGUUGCCUCCUCUUUAAAGAAAACACACUGGCUCUGGAUGUCCACCCCCUCCGCCUCUCUUUGUAUCCAUCAAACAUCUCACUCACCAUCUGUGAUGGGGCGACCAACUGAAUCCUGGAGAUUUGUGGAUGUACUGUAUGUAAUGACUUUGUAAAUAAAUAGUAAAUAAAUCAGUGUAGAUGAACACACAUAUAUAGGUCAGACUGUCCUGCCAAACCUACAACACACCCUCCUGAAACUUGAUUCUAUUAUUUCAUUGCUCAGUCUUCAGCGUUGCACAGAGCUCAA